AAAUCACAAGUCCAGAAAAAGCCAACAAAUAUUAUUCUUCACCAUUUUCACCCCUUCCCCUCUCUCUCUUUUUCAAUUACCCCCUUAACUAUACAUAUUACCAAAAAUAAUUGAAUCUCCAUUGGUCAAAACACUCACAAAACCCUCUCUUUCUUCUUCUUCAUCUUCAACUUUCCUUCUCUUUUUAUUUAUUUCUUCUUUUUUUUAAAAAAAAAAUAUUUCUUUUGCUUCCAUGUUUUAGAUUGAAAGUGGGAAGAACUUUGUUGAUCAACCCAAAAAGUACACACACACACCAUAUUUCACAUUUUUCACUUAAUUUCUUCUUCUUCUUCUUCUUCUCAAAGGUUUAAUGUUCUUUUUUAAAUUAUUGAGUCCUUUUUAAUUAGUUAAUUUUAGCUUCCAUUGUUUUUAAUGGCUUCCUCCUUGGAGUUUCCUCAUAAACUCUCUUUCUUUUUACUUCUACCUUUCUUCCUCCUCCUUCUUCUCCUUCUCUGCUUCUUCCCACCAAAUGAUCAAAUCAACCCUUUCUCAUCCAUAUUAUCCAAAAAUCUUUUCCCUUUCCAUUCAUCCAAACAACCCCAGCCACCAUUGUCGCCACCCCAAUCCACCCUUCAAUUUCCUCCCACCACUGCCACUGCCACUGCUCCCUCACAGCCGCAAGAUUACUCCUCCACCCGCAAGAAGAAGAGUGAAAUGAUCGAAGAGGGUUUGGCGGAGGCUCGAGCAGCGAUCCGACUAGCGAUCGUAACCCGAAACUACACGUCGGAAAAGGAGGAGAGUUUCAUACCGAGAGGAAGGGUUUACAGAAACGCAUACGCUUUCCAUCAGAGUCAUAUUGAGAUGAAGAAGAGGUUAAAAAUAUGGACAUACAAAGAAGGAGAGCAGCCAUUGGUGCACGAUGGGCCGAUGAAACACAUAUACUCAAUUGAGGGCCAUUUUAUUGACGAAAUGGACAGUGGAAAGAGCCCAUUUUCGGCCCAUGAACCAGAAGAGGCCCAAGUAUUUUUCUUGCCUAUAAGUAUCGUUUAUAUUGUGGAUUACAUCUACAAGCCCAUUACCACAUACGCACGUGACCGUCUCGUUCGAAUUUUCACGGAUUAUGUGAGGGUGGUAGCUAAUAAGUACCCUUACUGGAACCGUACACGUGGAGCAGAUCAUUUCAUGGUCUCCUGCCAUGAUUGGGCGCCGGAAGUAACAAAAGAAGAUCCUAACCUCUUCAAAUAUUUCAUCAGAGUUCUUUGCAAUGCCAACACAUCCGAAGGCUUCAAUCCAAUGCGAGAUGCAUCCUUGCCCGAGAUUAACUUACCUCCAACUUUCCACCUCAAUCUUCCUCGAUUAGGCCAACCGCCACAGAACCGCUCAAUUCUAGCUUUCUUCGCCGGCGGAGCACACGGAUUCAUCCGCCACAUCCUAAUGCAGCAUUGGAAAGACAAAGACCAUGAAAUCCAAGUCCACGAGUACCUUCCUCCAUCCCAAAACUACACCGAAUUGAUCGAUCGAAGCAAAUUCUGCCUCUGCCCUAGCGGAUACGAAGUUGCAAGCCCUAGGUUAGUGGAAGCGAUCCACGGCGGUUGUGUACCAGUGGUAAUCUCUGAUUAUUACUCCUUGCCGUUCGAUGAUGUGCUGGAUUGGAGCAAAUUCUCGAUGCGGAUUCCGUCUGAGAGGAUUCCGGAGAUCAAGACGAUCUUGAGAGGAGUUUCGAUGAAGAAGUACUUGAAACUACAGCGAGGAGUGAUGAAAGUGCAGAGACAUUUUGAGAUUCAUCGGCCGGCAAAGGCGUUUGAUAUGUUCCAUAUGGUACUUCACUCUGUUUGGCUCAGACGACUCAAUGUAAAGCUUACACAUUGAUUGGGUAAUGGUUUUCCUUCGUGGAAUUAUACCAAUACAUAUACACAGAGAAAAAUAGUUAUUCAAAAUUAAACAAUUAAAAGAAAAGGGAAAUAUGUGAAUUACCAUAGUGCCCCCCAGAAAUGACCCUGCCAAUGCAAAAUUAUGUGGUAUGGUUGUCUUUGCCAAUACUAUUGAAGACUAUAAUAACUAUUUGUUUUCAAUACUUUUAUUCUCUUAGUUAAUGUUACCCUAACCAAAAAUUUAAAAUUCUAAUUUAAUUUAAAAAAUUAGUCGACCAACUUAUGAACACCAA
Cucumis sativus (cucumber) is the source of this 2143-nucleotide messenger RNA. RefSeq names its product probable glycosyltransferase At5g20260. NCBI's taxonomy places the organism in Eukaryota, Viridiplantae, Streptophyta, Magnoliopsida, Cucurbitales, Cucurbitaceae. Gene Ontology annotation, molecular function: glycosyltransferase activity. The record is from RefSeq and is a predicted model, not a curated record. Bases 412 to 1848 code for a protein of 478 amino acids. The transcript has 4 exons.